Setaria italica (foxtail millet) is the source of this 1255-nucleotide messenger RNA. Its product is annotated as putative dihydroflavonol 4-reductase. The record is from RefSeq and is a predicted model, not a curated record. The coding region runs from base 139 to 1137 and encodes 332 amino acids. NCBI's taxonomy places the organism in Eukaryota, Viridiplantae, Streptophyta, Magnoliopsida, Poales, Poaceae. The transcript has 5 exons.
UGUUACCCUUGUAGAAGGGGAGCGUGCAGUGCCCGUGUGGCCGUGUCCUGCGAUCUGGAUCAAACCCGGGCGCCGGCGGCUGCGUGCGGUGCGGCACUAGCUACUAGCCUACGAGACACGAGCUUGCCUCGGUCGGCCAUGAGGGUGGUGGUGACGGGCGCGACGGGGUUCAUGGGCGGCCGCCUGUGCGCGGCGCUGGCCGACGCCGGCCACGACGUGCGCGCGUUCGUGCUCCGCGGCGUCGACGCCUCCGCACUCCCUCCCUCCGUCGAGGUGGUCUACGGCGACGUCACCGACGAGGACUCGCUCGCCGACGUCUUCCAGGGAAGCGACGCCGUGUUCCACGCCGCCGCCGCCGUCGAGGCGUGGCUCCCCGACGCCUCCAUUUUCCACACCGUCAACGUGGGGGGACUUGAGAAUGUGUUGAAGGCUGUCAAGAGAACGCCAGCAGUGAAGAAGAUAGUUUACACAUCGUCAUACUUCGCAAUUGGCCCAACCGAUGGUUAUGUCGCUGAUGAGAAACAGAUUCAUCCAGGGAAAGCAUUUUGCACAGAGUAUGAGAAAUCAAAGUUUCUAGCAGAUGAAAUUGCCCUGCAGGCAGCAGCAGAGGGUGUGCCAAUCACCAUAGUCUACCCAGGCGUUAUGUACGGCCCUGGAAUGCUUACAUCUGGAAAUCUUGUCUCCCGCGUGUUGAUUGAAAGGUUCAAUGGGCGUCUACCUGGUUACAUAGGAGAUGGAUACGACAGGGAGUCGUUCAGCCAUGUCGAUGAUGUGGUAAGCGGCCACAUAGCAGCCAUGGAGAAGGGCAGAGUUGGAGAAAGAUACCUCCUCACCGGAGAGAACGCGUCAUUCGUGCGGAUUUUCGAUCUGGCUGCGAGUAUUGCAAACACAAAGCCACCCAAAUUCCACAUACCUCUAUGGUUGCUUGCAAUCUAUGGGUGGAUUUCAGUUUUGGUUGCUCGCAUCACUGGAAAACCACCACUCAUCAGCUACCCUGGAGUGGAUUGUCUCAGACAUCAAUGGGCAUACUCAUGUGACAAGGCCAAGAAGGAGCUGGGCUAUAGUCCUAGGAGCUUAACUGAAGGAUUGGCAGAGACGCUCUUAUGGCUGAAGAAUGAUAAACUGAUCAAAUUUUAGAGCUGUAUCCGUUUCUAUUUGGGUCCAUCCAUUUUGAUUUUUUUUUAUCAUGUCAUCCAACAGAACUACUACGUAGUAUAGAAGACAUGAAUAAAGAAGUGAGCAACAUCACCAAGAA